AUGUCUUCUCUAUCAAUCGUUGCCAGAAGAACGUCCUCCUCAACGACAUCUAUCAUAAGAUCAUCCACAUGUCUACGCAAUAUGAGCACGACUAAUAGUGUGUCCCCUUCCCCUUAUUUACGAUCUUUCAACCGUUUCAAUUCCACUUCUUCUCCAACAGCAGUGGAAGAUAAACUUCCUGUAGAUCCCAAGAUCACUUCAAUUGUGGAUUCUAUUUCGAAGUUGACCUUAUUAGAGACAUCACAAUUAAUUAAAGAAUUGAAAACUACGUUGAAUAUUCCCGAUAUUACCUUCGCUUCACCAUCUAGUUCCUCACUACAAUCAGGCACCGGAGCAACAGGUGGUGAUACUGGUGCUGGUUCGAAUGGUGAUGCUGCUGGUGCUGCUGCCACUGAAGAAGAAGAGGUUCAAAGUAUUUUUACUGUAAAAUUGGAAUCCUUCGAUACCAAGAGUAAAGCUAAGAUUAUAAAAGAAGUUAAGAAUCUUUUGAGUUUAAGUUUAGUGGAAGCUAAGAAGUUUGUUGAAUCAUCUCCUAAAGUGUUGAAGGAAAAUGUAGGGAAAGAAGACGCCGAUAAAAUUAAGGCCACAUUAGAAGGUUUAGGUGCUAAAGUAAGCCUUGAAUAA
This is a messenger RNA of Naumovozyma dairenensis CBS 421, 624 nucleotides long. RefSeq names its product mitochondrial 54S ribosomal protein bL12m (gene MNP1). Gene Ontology annotation, molecular function: structural constituent of ribosome. The record is from RefSeq and is a predicted model, not a curated record. Gene Ontology annotation, cellular component: ribosome. The transcript has a single exon. The coding region runs from base 1 to 624 and encodes 207 amino acids. Lineage: Eukaryota; Fungi; Ascomycota; Saccharomycetes; Saccharomycetales; Saccharomycetaceae. Gene Ontology annotation, biological process: translation.